CACAGGAGCAGCUCCUACAGAGAAAAACAUACAGACCAGGCUGAUGCGUCUGUAGAUCUCCUACAGACAGGAGUAAGGCUCUGGGAUGAGGACAGGCCUGUCCUGUUGACCUCCACAGUCAUGAUGGGUAAGAAGCUCUCUGUUCAGAUCAUCUUCUACGAGGGCAGGAAUUUUGAGGGACGCCACUAUGAGUGCAGUGGUGACUGCGCUGACAUGCACUCCCACUUCUCCCGAUGUAACUCCAUUCGGGUGGACAAUGGGUGCUGGAUGGCCUAUGAGAAGCCUAACUUUUCUGGGUACCAGUACAUGCUGACAAGGGGGAAGUACCCUGACCACCAUCGCUGGUCCGGCUUCAACGACUGCAUCCGCUCCUGUCGCAUAAUCCCAGCUUACAAUGGAAACUACAGGAUGAAGAUCUUUGAGAGAUCAGACUUUGGGGGAAAGAUGAUGGAGCUGAGCGACGACUGCCCCAACCUGCAGGACCGCUUCCACCGGAGAGACAUUUCCUCCUGCAAUGUUAUGGAGGGCUACUGGAUCCUCCACGAGCACCCAAACUACAGGGGCCAUCAGUACUUCCUGCGCCCUGGCGAGUACAACAAGCACAGCGACUGGGGCAGCAUGAGUUCCACCAUCGGCUCGGUGCGUCGCGUCACAGAGCUGAAGCAAAACAACCAAUAAAGCCGUCUCUAGAUCGCUCUGUCUAGCCAGGCUAGAUCUGUCUGACAGCCUGCAGAAGUCUAUACAUAUGUAGAGGGGAUGACAACAUGAGUCAAUCUCAGAAUAUGGCUGAUAUCAGGGAAUAAGGAGAUUGUCCUUUAGUAAUUAGACCACUUACUGAGAAUAUGGCUGGGCUGAAGAAAGCAAGCAGUGGAUUGGAAUCCUGGUGUAGAUUUGUAUAUAGGAAUAUUUAAAGGGCUUUAUGCAGACAGAAGUCAAUUUAUACAUACCAUCCCCUCACAUUGAAUAAUAAACGAGUGGACUGCAGGGACAGUAUACUUAAUUGUGUCACUAAUGCAGCAUGCAGCAGCAGACAGUUGCAAUUUCUUCCAACUGAGACUGCUUAAAUUGUGGUGUUUGUUUUACAUUAUUCUGACCUAUAUCGAAACACGUGAACUUCAUGUGUCUACGACAAAGUUACUUUGUUAACUUGUCAAUGUAGCACUGUUUGGAAUAUAACAAAAUCUUACCAGCUGAUGUUUGAAGUGUGAGGUGUUUUUGACGUUUCUGACGUUCACUACAAGUAAAUCAAGUUUGAGCAAUCAUAUCAAUCACAAUAAUUAUUCAUAUUAACAAAAAAAACAAUAAAUCAAGGGGUACAAAAAUA
Messenger RNA from Salvelinus sp. IW2-2015, 1324 nucleotides. Its product is annotated as gamma-crystallin S-1-like. Gene Ontology annotation, biological process: lens development in camera-type eye; visual perception. The record is from RefSeq and is a predicted model, not a curated record. Lineage: Eukaryota; Metazoa; Chordata; Actinopteri; Salmoniformes; Salmonidae. Gene Ontology annotation, molecular function: structural constituent of eye lens.